Messenger RNA from Penicillium pulvis, 4026 nucleotides. Its product is annotated as putative nuclear pore complex subunit Nup133. The record is from RefSeq and is a predicted model, not a curated record. Gene Ontology annotation, cellular component: nuclear pore outer ring. The transcript is spliced from 3 exons. NCBI's taxonomy places the organism in Eukaryota, Fungi, Ascomycota, Eurotiomycetes, Eurotiales, Aspergillaceae. Gene Ontology annotation, molecular function: structural constituent of nuclear pore; protein binding. Gene Ontology annotation, biological process: transcription-dependent tethering of RNA polymerase II gene DNA at nuclear periphery; poly(A)+ mRNA export from nucleus; protein import into nucleus. The coding region runs from base 1 to 4026 and encodes 1341 amino acids.
AUGUUCGUCCCUAAAUCAACAUCACGAAACCCUCGAAGGCGCCCGCGCACGAGCUCCGACGACUCGGUCAAGCCACCAAAAGCGAAGAGACAACGCUCCGCGUUGCGCCAGGAAGAGAACUCGCCGUCCGGUAUUGUGGAACAUGAAAGUGGAAGAGAGAUAGUUGACUCGGCUACCUCGUUUUCACUCAGUGAUCAUCCGGAUGGCGAUUUGCACCUCCCAAUCCGAGGCAUGAAGCCAACCGAGGAGCCCAACAACGAUCUUGAAGGAACAAUUGUGUUGUCGAGCACAGAUUACUACACUGUCGAUCAACUCCCAGCGUUGCCUGAUCAGAUUCGGAGCUCCCAGUCAGAACCGUUGAAAUGCUUUUUUGCAACUGGUCAAGAUUAUGCACUCGCCUUGACACACUCACACGCAGUUGUAUGGCCUUAUUCUGUCCCAACUUCAGCGCCAUCACCUUCGGAAACAUUCUCAGUAUCUAUCCCUGAAUCAUGCAGAGAGCCCAGUGGGCCUGUGCCGCUGGGUGUCCUUCUCUCCGCUGCCACAGGGGAGUAUCCGGGACUCUUGGUCAUUAUCCCGUCAACAGGGAAAAUAAUCUACUGGGAAACGGUAUCCGGUGCUGCAACGCUAGGGCUGUCACGGCAGAGACAGAAUGGAAUUCAAGGGUCUAUACCCGGUCUUCUGUCUGGCGAAUAUGCUUCUGAGAUUAUGAAUUGCGAGCCUUCGGGGAUCAUUGCAACAUUUUCAUCUGGGCGUGCCGCUCAUAUAACUCUCAGAGACUCACAAGGGAAACCUUCUGUCUUCGUGAAUUUCUUGAGGAGUGCAACGGGUAUUGCAGGAGGAGGAUUUCUCGGGGGGAUCAAGAGUGUUUUGGGAGGGGGCUACUGGAGAAAAGAGGUUACAGCUGUGCGCGCGGGUGCAUCUCGCCAGCGAGGCCAACGUGAUGUGAUUAUCGCCACUUCAGCCGGUCUUGUGGAGAUAUGGGAUACCCAUUGGAAUCAUGGAAAUGCUCUGAAGAAGAAAUAUGAUGUCAAAGAUGACAUUAUUUCUGCGCUUCCAGUCCUGUCACAGGAUGCUGGAAAGUUGGUGGGGGAGCCUGAUCUGAAGGUCAUGGACUUUGCAUACUCUAACCAACAAUCUUCGGAUGAGCUGAGCCCCCAGGACUCAGAUGAAUCAUGGCGACUAUUUCUGGUGGUAAGCUCCGCACAAUGGCUGGAGGCCAAGAAAGUUUUCGUUGUUGAGCUGCACUUGACCGGAAACGAGUCGCAAGUGUUAUCCACUCUUGCUGUGGAUCUGAACAGCAUGCCGGCUCUACGAGAUGAAUUUAAACCGAGGAUAUUGGUUUCGAAAUCUGAAGCCGUCGCUUUCAUAUUGAUAGGACAAUCACUUGUUGUCUUAUCGCUGACAAGCGUCAUACAGGAGACGCCAAGUGCCCAACUGCUUCUGGACUCAGAUGCACUUCCCCUGCCUUUCCAGGAUACCAUUCACCUCCAAUCUGGCACAGACCAUGAAAUUCUGGGAUACGGUGCAGAUGACGUCUCAGAAGGGCAUGGUCGCGCUUCGUGCGUCAUGAUGGUUCGAAACUUCGGUAUUGUUCGUGUGAAUAUGGCCCCCCAGUACCCAACAGGCAACCGGGUGGAUGAGGGUCAGCUCAGUGCGAAGCACAAACUUGAGCAGGCAAUAUUCUUUGGAACAAUGGCGAAGAAUCCAUUAGAUCUGGUUGGUGACGGUGGGCUAGGCUUUUCUACAGAUGAAAUUGAACAAGCCUCGCUUGAGAUCUGCGGGGACCUUCUUCGAUCAGAAUCGCGGUUCAUCCCUAACACAUCAAUCUCAACUGACGAAAAUUUGCGCCUGAGAGCGAAAGCUCUAGAUGAUCUUGCGUCAUUGUUGGGGCAAAAAGGCAACCCUUUAAGUCGCCCUGCCAGGUGGGAGCUGCUAUGGGGAGCAGAGAAGCUUGCUGCCCAAAGAGCCAUGUGUGCUCUGGAAAACACCUUCCGGUCCGGAGAAGAGAGCCCCUUUAUCAGCCAUGUCAUCGACUCCAUGAACGACAAAUUCAAGACACGCCCCGCGAAUGCCCAACAGGGCGAAACGACAGAUCCCACCCGUCAUUGGUUCCUUCGAGACUCUUUCCAGAUGGAGCAUAUUAUCCCGUGGAUCAAAAAUGCAAUCAAGCCUCGCCGUGGUAAUUCCUCGAAACAGGCGCGGAAAUUGUCUGAACAGAUCCUCCAAGCUAGCGAGGUGCUUCUUGCAAUCAUGGAAACAGCGUACAAUUUCCGUGAUCUACAUGCUUCUUCCUAUGGGCUUGGCGAUGAUUUUCUGGAGGACGGUGUCCUCGCUGAUGGUUAUGAAGAUCUUCCCGAGCCCUGGACAUCUAGAGCAGUGGGCUAUACUGAGACAGGCCAUCUACUCGACUGGGAGUUAGACAGCUGUCGCGCUUGGAUUCAGCAGAAGACAGCAAGCGCAGAUGCUCCUGACGGUCAAACUCUGAAAAAGAUUGCCGAAAACAGUGCCCGCCAUCUCCGAAUCCUUGGUCAAAUGCACCGGGAACGAACCCGCUGGCUUACUGCUCAACAGGAUCCAAAAUUGGCAGACGAAAGUCUAUCGAUCGAGCAGGCGCACGUGAAGGAACGCAAAUGGCAACUUUUCAAGCUGGCCGGGAUUGGCCACCUUCAGGAUGCCCUCGGUUUGGCGGAGCGGUUUCGGGACAUGUCUGCUCUGGUUGAGCUCAUCAUCGAACUACAAGAUCAGGUGAAAAGCCAGCCGAGCCAGGAUGUCUCCACUGAUACCCCAGCCUCGGCACAGAGUGAGGCGGAUGUCGCGCAUCGAAUCUCGCAGUAUUUCGAAAAAUUUGGUGACUCGUGGGCGGAUGCGUAUUUCUCACGGCAAAUCUCGAUGGGUCACCCGGGAGCGUUGCUCUCGAUGCGAAAAUACCAACCAUCCAUAACUCGUUUCCUACGAACCACGCCAGCUUAUUCUAAGCUAAGUUGGAUCAAUGAUGUGAACGGUGAGGAUGAUUACGAAACCGCCGCAGUCUGUCUGGAAAAUCUAGCCAUCGAUAGCGAGAAGCAGUUAUGGUGUCAUCGCGUUCAAGUCUCCUUAGCGAAGCUCGGCAGAUUAGCUUCACUUGAAGAUAUGCCAUCCGGCAAUCAUGGGUCUGCGUUGCAGGAGGACAUCAAACGCCUCGAUGAUUACAGUGAAGUCGAUGAAGUACAGGAACUUCUCCAGGUCCACGUUCAACCGGCUCUGGAAGGUGCAAUUGACCAGAAGGCCGAGGCAGAGCUGGCACUAGAUUACUUCGGGGGCCACCUGAAGGACGAUCGCCCUUCCCUCCACGAAAUACUUGGCGAGAUUUUCUCUGCCUUAGUGAGCAGGAGAAUUGUCGGCGCCGACGGGUUGAUUGAUAUGCUGACUCUGGUGAGCUCUUCUGAUCAGCUCUCUGAAGAGGGAGAUAGCGAGCUUCGUGGUCGGGAGUUCUAUCAUGCUCUCCGGGUGCUGGACCACAGUCGCCAUGCUCAACGAGAUCCAUCAUAUGUUUCGGCAUUGCGAAAGCUGAUUUGGCGACGGUGCAUGAUCAAAGAUGAUUGGAAAGCUCGUGGGAAAGCAGCCGAAGAAUCCAAUGGAGAUUUUAGUAGCGCCGCUAGUUCCACUGCUCUCUAUCACACGUUAUAUUCAUGUCUAGCUGGUAAGUCACACUGGCGUCCUGUCACCACUCUCGGCCUAACACUAUCUAUAGAGCAUGCCGAGGCAGGUCCUCAAUCCCUGUACAAGCCUCUUUCUCCAGCCGAUGUGCUCAUGGCGGAUUCGGAAUCUGACAUUCUCGUCUCACGCUUUCGCCCCGAGCAAAGAGCUCGGGUGGUAGUUGACUUGGAGCGAGAGAAUGAUUUGCUCCAAAAUUACAUCCAAACAGGGAAGCUAGACUUCUGGUUUCAGAAUCUUCUAUCCUCUGUUAUGAGUCUACCGUCCUCUAGGAGUUUUGCUCCAAUUGAGAGUUCUAAUCUGGGUGGUCCACAGGCUGUGGACUCCUAA